GAACCGGCGGGGCCGAAGCGCCGACCUCGCCGGGCAUCCUCCACCGCUUCUCGCGGAGCCAGAAGGCCCCCUCGGACAGAGAGACCUCGGGCGAAUUGGGGACAUCCGGAAGGGAAGAAGUUCGAAGAACUUGAAGCAGAGUCUCGAGUCGACGGCGUUGUUGUGAAUGUCGGUGAUUAUGGUGUCUUUGCUGACAUCGGCUACGAGCAGAAUGCCAUCCUGGCCAUUCCUCGUAGGUUUUGGCGCCGAUUUCGACGUGGCGAUGUGCUGGAGGCCAUGGAGGUCGUCUCUGUGGAUCUUGAACUCCGCCGCGCCACUGUGACAGUGGCGGACGUCGAAGAGGCACUGAAGCCGAGUAGAAUUCCGCUGGAGGAGCUGCAGGAGGGCAGCUACUUGAACGGUGUAGUGGACACCAAAAACCAGUUUGGCAUUUUCAUCAAUGUGGGCUGUGAAGCCUGCCACGGAAAACUCCAGCUUCCACGCUUCAUGGGCAACCAGCUUAUCCGCGGACAGGUUCUACGCGACCUUUGCGUGGCGACGGUUGACCUGGAAAAUCGACGUGUUCGUUUGAUCAUGGACGAUGUCGACGGUGCCAUUGCAGAUCCCGAGAUGGUCUCCCUGGCAACGCUGAUGGCAGAUGCCGACAGGGACACGAAGGACCCCAAAGCAGAUGCUCCGAAGCAGAAGAAGGCUGAUCGGGAGCCCAAGCCCAAGGCUAAGGACCGGCCAGAGUUGAAGGAGCCUGCCAGGGUACCGAAGGCGAAGUCGCAACCCAAAGUUGAAGAAGUGGCUGAGCCGGAGCCAAAGGAAGCAAAGGAAGCAAAGGAAGAAAAGGAAGAGGAGCCAGAGGAGAUGCAGCUUGAGCCCGGCGACCUGGUGGACGGGGUCGUCACGACGAUCAACAACAAGGGUGUUUGGGUGAACAUUGGUGGCGGAAAGAAGGGCCUCCUCGAGGUUCCGGCCGAGCUGAAGGGCGAGUUCCGAAGGGGCGACAGCGUGCAGGGCAUGCGAGUGGAGGAAGUGAAGGAGGACGGGAAUCCGGUGCUGUCCAUGGAUGACCCUGAGUUGGAGGUGGAGGAACCCAGCCGACGAACCCGGAACAAGCCCAAGGGCAAG
Molecule: messenger RNA, 1116 nt
Organism: Symbiodinium sp. CCMP2456
Lineage: Eukaryota; Dinophyceae; Suessiales; Symbiodiniaceae
Source: the annotation of a GenBank genome assembly